Molecule: messenger RNA, 1802 nt
Organism: Rhineura floridana
Lineage: Eukaryota; Metazoa; Chordata; Lepidosauria; Squamata; Rhineuridae
Product: zinc finger protein 664-like
Exons: 4
Coding region: 1306-1719 (137 amino acids)
Biological process (GO): regulation of transcription by RNA polymerase II
Molecular function (GO): RNA polymerase II cis-regulatory region sequence-specific DNA binding; DNA-binding transcription factor activity, RNA polymerase II-specific
Source: RefSeq, a predicted model, not a curated record
GAGAAGGAGGAAGAAAAAGGAUUUGGGGGGGUUGAGGGAAGAAACUCCCCCCUCUGAAUGUCCCCCCUCAGCUGGACCGGGGGGGGGGUUAAGAGCCUUCUCCAGACUUCCCCUUCCGAGUGUGUUGAAAGGGAAGAUCAAAGCCUCCUCCCCCGGGGUGGAUCUGAGCUUCUCUGGCAGGACUGGCCCAACGGAGGGGCGGAGGGUCUGCCUCUGCUGGCGCUGCCCGCCCCCCUCCUGCCCGGCUUCACCCCUUGCCCUGGGAUCACCCGCGCUGGUGGGAGGGCCUCCGGGUGCUACAGAAGGUCCACAGUACAGCGUGUAGUGGGCAAUGCUCGCAACAACCCUGUGAGGUGGGCCCGGGUGAAAGGCUGGAUAUAAUAGAUUGGCUCUUGAGAGCUGUUCCCCAUUGUGGCAAAAUCUGUGAGAGUCCCAGAGGUGGCCUAGUUGACGUCUCCUCCAUCUCCCCCACAGGCAGCGCAAUGGCCUCAGAGGCACCGUCCGGAUCGUCUCUUCCCUGGGGCAGAAUGGGAAGAGGUGCUGGGCGGCCACCUCAGAAAUUUCAAAACUGGAUUUCAUCUUUUGCCUGGAGAGACCAGCAGAAGAUGCCCAGAAGAAAGAGAAUUAUACGGAAGCACAAAUGGUGUUAUUGGUAAUAGCCAAAUGUGAAGCACAAAAAGAGAUGUUUGGAAAUCAUUGGGGACCAAAAAAGGAUGAAGGAAACUAGUCAAAGAAUGGGAUUAAGAAAUCCUCUUCUCAGAUUUUGCAUCGAAGAACCCACACAGGGAACAAACCAUUUAAAUGCAUGGAAUGUGGAAAGAGCUUCGGUCAGAAUGGUAACAUUGCUGAAUACGAAAGAAGCCACACAGCAGAGAAACCAUUUAAAUGCAUGGAGUGUAGACAGAGCUUCAGUGUAAGCAGCAGCCUUACUUCACAUCGCACAACACACACAGCGGAGAAAUUAUUUAAAUGCAUGGAAUGUGGAAAGAGCUUCAGUCGAAGCUGUGACCUUAUUAGACAUCAACGAACACACAGAGGAGAGAAACCAUUUAAAUGCAUGGAGUGUGGAAAGAGGUUCAGUCAGAAUAGUUACCUUAGGAUACAUCAAAGAAUCCACACGGGAGAAACCAUAUAAAUGCAUGGAGUGUGGACAGUGCUUCAGUGUAAGCAGCAGCCUUACUUCACAUCGCACAACACACACAGCGGAGAAAUUAUUUAAAUGCAUGGAAUGUGGAAAGAGCUUCAGUCGAAGCUGUGACCUUAUUAGACAUCAACAAACACACACGGGAGAAACCAUUUAAAUGUAUGGAGUGUGGAAAGAGGUUCAGUUGCAAUGGUCAACUUAGUAUGCAUCAACGAACACACACAGGGGAGAAACCAUUUAAAUGCAUGGAUUGUGGAAAGAGGUUCACUGCCAGCAGUAGCCUUACAUCACAUCAAAGAACACACACAGGGGAGAAACCAUUUACAUGCAUGAAGUGUGGAAAGAGCUUCAGUAGAAGCAGUCACCUUACUUCACAUCUCAGAACACAAAGAGGGGAGAAACCAUCUAAAUGCAGAGAAUGUGGAAAGAGCUUCAGGGGGAGCAGUAGCCUUACUUCACAUCAAAGAACCCACAUAGGGGAGAAACCAUUUAAAUGCAUGGAGUGUGGAAAGAGCUUCAAUCAGAAUAGUUACCUUAGGAUACAUCAAAGAAUCCACACGGGAAAAAACAUAUAAAUGCAUGGAGUGUGGACAGUGCUUCAGUGGCAGCAGCAGUCUUACUUCACAUCGCGCAACACACACGGGAGAAAUUAUUUAAA